Annulohypoxylon truncatum is the source of this 1929-nucleotide messenger RNA. Its product is annotated as putative GMC oxidoreductase. Lineage: Eukaryota; Fungi; Ascomycota; Sordariomycetes; Xylariales; Hypoxylaceae. Gene Ontology annotation, molecular function: flavin adenine dinucleotide binding; oxidoreductase activity, acting on CH-OH group of donors. The coding region runs from base 1 to 1686 and encodes 561 amino acids. The record is from RefSeq and is a predicted model, not a curated record. The transcript is spliced from 5 exons.
AUGAAAAUGUCUUCAUUUGAUUUUGUCAUUAUUGGAGGCGGUACAUCUGGACUUGUUCUAGCUAACCGCCUCUCCGAAGAUCCAGGUCAGCAUGUCCUCGUUCUGGAAGCUGGUUCCGAUCAUUAUGAUGAUCCACGAGUCAACACUCCCGCUCUUUUCCUUACUCUCCUGAAGUCAGAGGCAGAUUGGGCGUUUGAAACGACACCUCAGACAGCUGAUUGGUGCUUAAGACGAAUCUCAAGGGCAGAUCUAUUAGUCUGCAGCAAGGACGGGCGCUAUGAGGAUCCAGUAUUUGUGCCUCCUUCUAAAAGUCUCAUAGACUCAUGGGGCUCCUUAGGCAAUGAAGGAUGGAACUGGAAUGUCCUUGGACGAUAUUUCGCUAAGGUGUACAGCUCAGCCCAACCUUCAUUCGCUGGUGGCUCACCUCACCCUAUCCGAAGAGCAUGGGCUGAAGCAUUCGAAGCUAACGGCUAUCUUAUGACCUCGAAUCCUCUUCUCAAUCCCACAGUUGGAAGUUUCGAUCUUCUUUCAAGUAUCCAUCCGGAGAAGAAGGAGAGAAGCUAUGCCGUUUCAGCAUAUUACCAUCCUAUUAAACAUCGGGAGAACUUGAAGGUCCUCACCGAUGCUGUAGUCGAGAAAAUCCUAUUUGAUGACUCUCGGCCCCCAAAGGUCAUACUGGCAGCAGGUGUUUUCCAGUCUCCCAAGUUACUGGAGCUAUCUGGAAUUGGCGAUGCGAAGCUUCUCCAGAGGCAAGGAAUCCAAGUUAUCCAGGAUCUACCACAAGUUGGCGAAAACCUCCAUGACCAUCUCGUCUGUUACAUAAGUUACGAGACUCUUGAUGAUAUUUCUACGCUGGACUCUCUAAUCAGGCAAGAGCCAGAGGCCAUACAGCAGGCUAUGGAGGAGUACGCAACUAAGAAGUCGGGUAUGCUGAGUUCUGUUGGAGUCUACAUUUGCGUAUUCUUACCUUUAGUCAACUAUCUGUCCGGUGAUAGUCACGAUCAACUCAAGGAGAUGCUCCGCCAGAACCGGCCGACUGCGGACGACCAACGAGCGAAAAUUUAUCAUGAUGUCGCCGAAAAGGCAAUUCUUGACUCAAAGCAGCCGUCUGCUGCCCAUUUUACUGCAAUCGCACAGCAGAUUCUUCCAGUCGAUCCGAAUUCCAGCUCUCCAGCGGGUCCCGUUCCAGGUAACUUUAUUAGUUUCGGUGUGAUGCUUUCGCAUCCUCUCUCACGCGGGAGCGUCCACAUUAGCUCGAACAACGUUUCCGAACCUCCUAUAAUCGAUCCAAAAUAUCUCUCCAACUCCGUCGACAUCGAGGUCUAUGCGCGCCACCUCCAGUAUGCCGAGACGAUCGCUAGUUCACCGGCGUUCAAUAAGAUACUUAAGCAUCCAUUACGUCGACGCGAUCCUGCAUCAGAUCCCACUGAUUUAGAGCAAGCCAAGAACUACAUUCGUACCAGCGCCAUAUCGCAGUGGCACCCCGGCGGCACCUGUCCAAUGCUACCUCUCGAGAAAGGGGGCGUCGUUGAUACACACUUAAGGGUAUACGGGACUAGGAACUUGCGCGUUGUUGACGCGAGCUCCAUACCGCUAAUUAGCACAGCAAACUUGCAAGCUACCGUAUACGCUUUUGCGGAGAGGGCAGCAGAUUUAAUCAAAGAGGACCAUGGAUUGAGGUCAUAAGGUGGACGUUGAUGCGAUCUAAGUCACAAACCCCAUCGAUAGCAAGGAAGGAUAUAGGCAUUUCUCCAAAAGUAAUUGUUAGAAUGUGAAUGUACGCGUUUAUUUUUAAUGGCCAACCAUACAUGAGACACUGCCUAAAGAACGAUACCUACUUAACAGUCCCGCUUGACACUCAUUCCUGUUCCGUCCUUAGCUUCCAACCCACCAAUUUCAUCACAUAAUUGUUCAUAAUUAGUUCGAGAA